CCAAGUUCAUUCCCAACUCUAAUUGUAUUUCUUCUUUGCAAACUCCAAAGAAUGCCAGUGGGACAUCAGAGCUCAUAGCAACAAACUGAUGGAUAAAGCCCUUGGAAAGGCAAGAAAACCAAGACUCCUUGUUUUCUGUAGACACCUCUUCCACAUCACAAUACUGAAAGUUCCAACAGGACACAAAGAAGUAAAAUGGCUGCCCUCAUUGCUGAAAACUUCCGUUUCCUCUCACUCUUCUUUAAGAGCAAAGAUGUGAUGAUUUUCAAUGGCCUAGUAGCCCUGGGCACUGUUGGAAGCCAAGAACUUUUCUCUGUGGUCGCUUUCCAUUGCCCAUGCUCUCCAGCCAGGAAUUAUAUCUACGGUCUGGCGGCCAUAGGUGUACCAGCCCUGGCCUUGUUCGUCAUUGGUGUCAUCUGGAACAAUCACACUUGGAACCUGGUAGCUGAGUGCCACAAACGGGGGACCAAGAACUUUUCAGCUGCAGCCAACUUCUUGAUCUUCAGCUCUGUCAUGGGACGGGCAGCAGUAGCUCCUAUCACAUGGUCGGUGAUCUCACUGCUUCGUGGAGAGGCCUAUGUCUGUGCCUUGAGUGAAUUCAUGGAUCCUGCCUCCAUCAGUAAAUUUCCACCUGGCUAUGGACCAGAAACAAUGGCCAGGUUUCCUUGUAACGAUGUGCCGGGCAACAUGACAAGAUUUAAAGAUGAGGUUAUAAGACAAUUAAAAUAUGAGUCUCAGCUGUUUGGGUGGAUGCUCAUUGGAGCAGUUGCAGUUCUUCUGUUCAUCACAAAGUGCCUGAAACAUUGCUGCUCACCACUCAGCUACCGACAGGAGGCUUACUGGAAUCAAUAUCGCUCCAACGAGGCCAGGCUCUUCCAACGCACUGCUGAGAUACACUCCAAGGUCAUAGCUGCCAACAAUGUUAAAAACUUCUUUGGCUUUGUGCACUUAGAUAAGGAGGAGGAGGAGUUGGUACAGAAGUUCCCUGUGGCGAAUGUCCAGCCCAGGUCACAAUGGGAUGCCAUUACUGGAGUCUAUAUCUAUCGGGAGAAUAUGGGCUUCCCCCUCUACAGCCGUCUCCAUAAAUGGGCUAAAAAACUGACUGGAAACAACUUAGGUCCUGAAAGCCAGGAAACAGCCUUCCUAGCUACCUAAGCUAAUGGAGGCUGCAAUUCUUUCCUCAAUAGGACUUGCAGCACAAAUCUGUGCACGUUUACCCAUAAGUAAAUGUCCCAAACUCUUGGUAUCUCCAUGCUGUAAGUUAGCUCCAUUUUAUCUAUUGACCAAACUCUUGACAAACAUAUGGCUGAUGGAUUUGAUGUGAAUUAUCAUCCUAGUGACACAGAUGGACUACAUCUCAGACCAAGAGCUGAAGGGUGAAGAAAGACCAAUUUUAAGAGUGUUAAACUGAGGAGCUCUUAUCUAAAAUAGGAUCACAGGUUUGCUGCACAGACAGAGGGAACACUAAUAAAUCUAGAGAAGGCAGGUGAAAGAGAAGAACAGGUCUUGCUGGUCUGAUACACAGAUGCCUCCCACCAGUAUAUUUCCAUGCAGAAGAGAAAGCAGAAGAUGACCUGGGUGCUGCUCCUCCCAAUAAAAGAUGCUAGUGUUUUCCCUCCACAUUUUUGAGACAACAAAAUGCUACCCAGCAGCCUUACUGUUGCCACAACCUUACCUUAUGCUUCUUUGGCAUUCUCCCUUCAUAAUAGCACAAAAAAUCCUAUAUCUCAGGAACUUACUUCUCUGCCUUCCACUGGGAUUCAGGUGAAGGAUAGAUGGGACUGGCCACAUUCUGCUUCUGCAAGUGGCAGCUGGUCUGCUAUUUCUCCACAGGAUUUUUUUUUUAA
Elgaria multicarinata webbii is the source of this 1847-nucleotide messenger RNA. RefSeq names its product calcium homeostasis modulator family member 2 (gene CALHM2). NCBI's taxonomy places the organism in Eukaryota, Metazoa, Chordata, Lepidosauria, Squamata, Anguidae. Gene Ontology annotation, molecular function: monoatomic cation channel activity. Gene Ontology annotation, cellular component: plasma membrane. The transcript is spliced from 3 exons. Bases 196 to 1155 code for a protein of 319 amino acids. The record is from RefSeq and is a predicted model, not a curated record.